GAUCACAUGAUUUUAUUUAGUCUCGGUUGCACUCUGGCAAACAUCACUAAUCAAAACGACCAUUCUUCCUCAAUUACAAAGACUUAGACACGACACGUUUAGCUUUCAAUAUUAAGCCUAAGAAUAAAUAUUAUAACAAUCUUCCGAACUGUGUAACAUUCCUGAGAAAAUGCUAUUCUUAAAGACUAAAAGUAAUCUAUUAAACUCAAUUUAAGUUGCCAUGUUUCUGGCGUCAUGUGUAAGUUUUGGAGUCGUUCAUCAUACGAUGGCAUCACCUCCCUUGGUAAAUAAUUUUCAUGCCUAUGAUGAGUACACCGGCAAAGGCCAAAAGAUAGAAAAUGCCAGCCCAAACUUUGUUAUUUUGUUAAUGGACGAUAUGGGCUGGGGAGAUCUUGGUGUUUUUGGAGAACCAAACAAAGAAACACCAAACCUGGACAGAAUGGCUGCUGAAGGAAUGCUUUUCCCAGAUUUUUAUUCUGCAAAUCCCCUGUGUUCACCAUCCAGAGCAGCCCUUUUGAGUGGUCGCCUGCCAAUCAGAAAUGGAUUUUACACAAACAACCUCCCAGCUCGUAAUGCAUACACACCCCAAGAUAUUGUGGGAGGAAUACCAGAUUAUGAGAUACUUUUGCCUGAGCUACUGCAUCAGAAAGGCUAUCACAACAAAAUAAUUGGAAAAUGGCAUUUAGGUCACCAGCCUCACUAUCAUCCACUGAAACAUGGCUUUGAUGAGUGGUUUGGCUCCCCAAACUGUCAUUUUGGACCUUACAAUGACAAGGCAAUUCCAAAUAUUCCAGUUUAUAAAGAUGCCUUUAUGGUUGGCAGGUAUUUUGAAGAUUUUAUAAUUAAUACACAGACGGGUGAAUCUAACUUGACCCAGAUGUAUAUUAAGGAAGCCAAAGAUUUUAUAGAGAAAGAAUCCAAAACUGGGAAUCCUUUUUUCUUGUACUGGGCGGUGGAUGCAACUCAUGAGCCACUCUAUGCAUCGUCAGCAUUCCGUGGAACCUCGAGGAGGGGCUUAUAUGGAGAUGCAGUAAGAGAAUUAGACUUUGGAGUUGGUCAGAUUUUACAGUCACUUGUUGACACAGGAGUUGCCAAUAAUACUUUGGUGUUCUUCACCUCAGACAAUGGGGCAGCCACAUAUGCUAAAACUAGCGGUGGAAGCAAUGGGUCAUUUCUGUGUGGUAAACAAACCACAUUUGAGGGAGGUUCAAGGGAGCCAGCUAUUGCCUGGUGGCCAAACAAAAUCAAAUCUGGCCAGGUGUCUCACCAGGUAGGUAGCUUGAUGGACUUUUUCAGCACCUUUUUAGACCUGGCUGGCAUCCCUGCACCUAGUGACCGACCCAUCGAUGGCAUAAGCCUGACAUCAACUUUGUUGAACGGCAAAACUACACAAAGACCAAUAUUUUAUUACCGAGGUGACCACUUGAUGGCCGUCCGACUUGGCCAAUACAAAGCACAUCUGUGGACAUGGUCUAACAGUUGGCAGGAGUUUAAAAAUGGAACAGGUGUAGACUUCUGUCCUGGUCAGGAAAUCAAUGGCUUGACCACCCAUGACCAGGUCAAUCACACAGCGCAGCCAUUGUUGUUUGACCUUGGAGCUGACCCAGGAGAGAAAUACAUUAUUCGACCAGGGUCCCAGGUUUACAAAACUCAAAUCCCACUUCUUAUGAAGGCUGUAGAUGAUCACUUAGCCCAUUUGACCCCUGGUGUUCCACAGCUAAACAUGUGUGAUAAUGCAGUAAUGAACUGGGCCCCUCCUGGAUGUGAAAAACUGGGGCGAUGUCUCCCUGUCCCCAAGUCCAAUCCCACCAAAUGUGUUUGGGAACACUGAUCUAUGACCUUUAGUUCAUUCACAAAGGAGUUCUACAUCUGAUGACAUUUACACUACUGGCUCAUGUCAGUUGUAUUUUUGAGAUAUUCUUCAGUUACUUGCUUUUGUGCCUUAAUAAGAUUUUUGUUGCAAAACAAAAUAUUUUUCUUAGGUAUGUGGCUACAUCUACAUUCUGCCAGAAAAAAAUAUAAUCACUAAUUCUUUAGAUCUAGAUCUACUUCCUUAUUUUAAUAAUGCUUAAUUAAUAAUUGCAAUUUUUUUUAAAUAUUGAAUAUUUUUAUGAAGAAUAGACAAACAUGCUUUUUUUACACAGAGGCGUCGCGAGGUGGGGGCGGGGAAUGCAGACGGCACUGGGUGUUACCAUUUAGGGGUGGGGGUUACACAAAGUAAAAAAAAAUUGCAUGACAUUUAGAAUAAAUGUUUUUUGCCAGUUCAAUGAAUAGUUAACUAGAGUUUAAAAAAUAUUUGACAUCAUACAUAAUGACGAUUGGGACAACAUGGGGGGCAGGGGGGGGUGACGACGAUGACACAUCAUGACGUAAAUAUGCUAACAAUGGUACACCCAGUUGUAUUAACAACUGACUGUAAAUAAACAUCAUUAGUAUUAAAUGUUAACACUUUUAAGCUUU
This is a messenger RNA of Physella acuta, 2460 nucleotides long. RefSeq names its product N-acetylgalactosamine-6-sulfatase. Gene Ontology annotation, molecular function: arylsulfatase activity. Lineage: Eukaryota; Metazoa; Mollusca; Gastropoda; Physidae. The record is from RefSeq and is a predicted model, not a curated record.